This is a messenger RNA of Closterium sp. NIES-65, 894 nucleotides long. Lineage: Eukaryota; Viridiplantae; Streptophyta; Zygnematophyceae; Desmidiales; Closteriaceae. The record is from the annotation of a GenBank genome assembly.
AUGGAUAGAAUUAGAAAGGCUGAAGAGCUAAGGGAAGUUGCUGGUGGUGGAGUGGGGACUCACCAAUCAGCCAACCCUACGCUACCUACAUCUACUACACCGUCUUCAACAACCGUGGAUCCCGUGAAGGCGUUUUCUAUUGAGAAGAUCAUGGCGGAGGACUACGAGCACUGGAGCUUCCGCAUGAGGCUGAUGUACACCCAAUACAAGCUAUUGGAUCUGGUGGAGGGGAAGGAGAUGUUGCUGGAGGCCGCAGAGCUGAAAGGAGCGUGGAUGAAGCGAUCGUUUGACGAGUACAUGCUCAUGGUGCAAGCGGUUGGCGAACGACAACUUGACCACAUCAAGGACCUCUUGGCGAUAAACCUCAACUCCCAACAACCCCAAUGGAGCGUGGAUUACAUUCGCGCGCGCAUCUUUGAGGAUGAAUUGCGGCGGCGUAGUGUGGAGCACUUGGAGGAGGGGGCUGGCUAUGGAGUUGGAGGUGGAAAGAGUGGCUUCAAGAAGAAGUGGAAGGGCAAGUACAGGGACGACCCUAAAGAGGAUGGCGGCGGGGGUCAAGGGGAGGUGUGUUUCUCCUGCAAGAAGCGCGGACAUCGUUGGCGGAAGUGCUACCAACGACCCAAGGAUUGGACCCCGCCUUCAUCAAGCAACCAGCGUGGUGGCACGAUGAGUGGGGGAGUCAUGGGGGCUAGUGGAGAGGAGAAGGAUGAGGAGAAAAGCGGCAAAUCUGAGGAGCGGAAGGCUGGGUUCUUCUUCUUCGUGAACGAAGGUGCUACCGACCUCGCUAUGGCUGCCAAGGUGAACGGCAUUGAGUUCCCGAGUGGAGACCACCUGAGCCGGUGUCCGGUCAGGUGGAGUCCACUUAGUGCCUCUUGCAAGCGUCUACUCCUGUGA